This is a messenger RNA of Vitis riparia (riverbank grape), 3450 nucleotides long. RefSeq names its product phospholipase D delta-like. Gene Ontology annotation, biological process: phospholipid catabolic process; phosphatidylcholine metabolic process. The transcript is spliced from 10 exons. Gene Ontology annotation, cellular component: plasma membrane. The record is from RefSeq and is a predicted model, not a curated record. The coding region runs from base 449 to 3070 and encodes 873 amino acids. Lineage: Eukaryota; Viridiplantae; Streptophyta; Magnoliopsida; Vitales; Vitaceae. Gene Ontology annotation, molecular function: calcium ion binding; D-type glycerophospholipase activity.
CGACUCUCAAACCAAAGCCUAGACUUUAUAAAAUUGGGUUUGGAUUUGGAUUUGAAUGGAGUGAUUACAUCAACGGUCAAACCCAUUAAAAAAAUAACAUUUAUGAAGAAACAUGAAUCAGAAUAGGACCUUUUUGUUCCAUUUUAUUUUAAAGGGGUUUACUAAAAAAAGUCAAUUUUGUUGGAUCAAACAUGGACUUAAAAAGGCUGUGUUUUUUUUUUUUUUUUUUUUUGGAGUCUUGUUUGGGCAACUGCCUGGUGUAGAUAGAAAUGUGGUUAUCUCAAUUUUGAACUAUCACCUGUUAAUCGUUCUGGGCAUCGAUAGCAUAUGUUGAGGAUUUGACGUAAAUCCGCGUGUUUUCCAAUAUAAAAAUCUCUCUCUGUUGUCCAAUCUCUCUGCAUUUCGCGAUCCUCCAGUGAGCUUCGUUUUCGGUUCUCCGCCGUUGGCUAUGUCGGAGAAACCAAAGACGCGUUCAACGGAAAUCGCUGGUUUCUCCUGUCAUAGCCAAGGCUACGAAUCUGCAUCUGCCUCCUCUGAAUUCUUAACAAUGGCGGAUGAUUCUGAGACCAUAGUGUAUCUUCACGGUGAUUUAGAUUUGAACAUUAUUGAAGCUCGAUACUUGCCGAAUAUGGAUUUGAUGUCUGAGCGUAUUCGGCGGUGCUUCACGGCGUUCGACUCGUGCCGGGCUCCGUUCUCCGGUGGAAGGAAGAAAGGGCGCCACCACAAGAUCAUUACCAGCGAUCCUUAUGUCACCGUCUGCCUGGCCGGAGCGACGGUGGCGCGGACUCGCGUCAUCUCCAAUUCUCAGCACCCUGUGUGGAACGAACACCUUAAAAUCCCUCUGGCUCACCCGGUCUCCUGCGUCGAGUUCCAGGUGAAAGACAACGAUGUAUUCGGCGCUGACAUGAUUGGAACCGCUACCGUGUCUGCGGAAAGAAUCAGAACCGGUGAUUCGAUCUCCGAUUGGUUUCCGAUACUCGGAUUCAACGGCAAAUCGCCGAAGCCUGAUUCUGCUAUUUAUUUAAAAAUGAGAUUUAUUUCUUCCGAGAUCAAUCCUCUGUAUACUCGCGGUAUCUCCGAUCCAGACCAUUUUGGCGUUAAACAGAGUUAUUUCCCGGUGCGGCUAGGCGGCUCUGUGACUCUUUACCAGGACGCGCAUGUUCCCAACGGUAUGCUUCCUGAGCUUGAGUUGGAUGAUGGAGUGGUGUAUCAACACGGGAAAUGCUGGGAAGACAUUUGCCACUCAAUCCUGGAGGCUCAUCAUUUGGUCUAUAUUGUGGGUUGGUCAGUGUACCAUAAGGUGAAGCUGGUUCGAGAACCGACUAGGCCUUUACCUAGUGGUGGCAAUUUGAAUCUUGGUGAGUUGCUCAAGUAUAAAUCUCAAGAAGGGGUGAGAGUUUUGUUGUUGGUUUGGGAUGAUAAGACUUCCCACAGCAGAUUCUUGGUUAAUACGGUAGGAGUGAUGCAAACUCAUGACGAGGAAACUCGGAAGUUUUUCAAGCACUCUUCUGUUCUUUGUGUGCUGUCACCUCGUUAUGCCAGCAGUAAGCUUAGCAUUUUCAAGCAACAGGUCGUUGGCACGCUCUUUACACACCAUCAAAAAUGUGUGAUUGUGGAUACACAAGCAUCUGGAAAUAACCGGAAGAUAACCGCCUUUCUAGGAGGUUUAGACCUUUGUGAUGGCCGCUAUGAUACACCCGAACAUCGUUUGUGUCAUGAUCUUGACACUGUAUUUCAGAAUGAUUAUCACAAUCCAACAUUUUCUGCAGUAAGUAAGGGUCCAAGGCAACCAUGGCACGAUUUGCAUUGCAAAAUUGAGGGGCCUGCUGCAUAUGACGUGCUUACAAACUUUGAGCAGCGUUGGCGAAAAGCCACAAAAUGGUCAGAGUUUGGGCGACGUUUCAAAAGGAUAACUCAUUGGCAUGAAGAUGCCUUAAUCAAGUUAGAGCGCAUCUCAUGGAUACUUAGCCCUUCCUCAUCUGUUCCAUAUGAUGAUCCUAGCUUAUGGGUUUCUGAAGAAAAUGAUCCUGAAAAUUGGCAUGUUCAGGUCUUUAGAUCUAUAGAUUCAGGAUCUUUGAGAGGAUUUCCCAAAGAUGUUCCUUCAGCUGAGGCUCAGAACCUAGUCUGUGCAAAAAACUUGGUGAUAGACAAGAGCAUUCAAACAGCAUACAUCCAGGCAAUCAGAUCUGCCCAACACUUCAUCUAUAUUGAGAAUCAGUAUUUUAUUGGAUCUUCUUAUGCGUGGCCAUCUUAUAAAAGCGCAGGAGCUGAUAAUCUGAUUCCGAUGGAGUUGGCACUAAAGAUUGCUAGUAAGAUAAGAGCAAAGGAGAGAUUUUCAGUUUAUGUUGUCAUACCAAUGUGGCCUGAGGGCAACCCCUCCUGUGCCUCUGUGCAAGAAAUUUUGUUUUGGCAGGGGCAAACGAUGGAAAUGAUGUAUGAUAUUAUAGCACAAGAGCUGAAAUCCAUGCAACUUGAGGAUGCACACCCACAAGACUACCUCAAUUUCUACUGUCUUGGUAAUCGGGAAGAACCACCCAAAGAAGUGUCAAGUUCAAACACACAAGCCUCUGACGGGGUUUCCACUUCAAAGAAGUUUCAUCGAUUUAUGAUUUAUGUACAUGCCAAGGGAAUGAUAGUAGAUGAUGAGUAUGUGAUAUUGGGGUCUGCCAAUAUUAACCAAAGAUCUAUGGCUGGUUCAAGAGACACUGAGAUAGCUAUGGGCGCAUAUCAGCCCCGCCACACUUGGGCCAAGAAGAAGAAACAUCCACAUGGCCAGAUAUACGGGUACAGAAUGUCCUUGUGGGCAGAGCACCUAGGGAUGAUAAAUAAUAGUUUCAAGGAGCCUCAAACCUUGCAUUGUGUGAAGAAUGUGAACAAGAUGGCUGAAGAGAACUGGAAGAGGUUCACAAGUGAUGCUUACACCCCAUUGCAAGGCCACCUUCUUAAAUAUCCCAUCCAGGUAGAUGUUGACGGGAAGGUAAGACCCUUGCCCGGACAUGAGACUUUUCCUGACUUUGGCGGUAAGGUGCUUGGUACUCGAUGUAAUCUUCCAGAUGCUCUAACUACAUAGUCCAUGACCUCUCCGUUCAUCUCUGUAUUUUGAUGUGUUCUGUUUGAAACGCUCUAACUACAUAGUACAUAACCUCUCCGUUCAUCUCUUUAUUUUGAUGACCGCAUAGACUCCUACUAAUUGCCAUAUUUGUAUCUCCAUGUAAUCUCUUUGGAACUAAAAGAGGGAGAGAACUUAUACCACCCUUCCAGUGCUCUAACCUCCAAGCCUCCCCAUCUGUCUUCAUAAAAUUGGCUCUUAUUAGAAUCAAUUCAUCCACAGCUUACAGGGUUGCUUUGGACAUUGUCAUUCCUUGUAAUUUUCUUACUAACAGAAUGUUGAAUUCAUUGAAUUUCUCUUGUAAUUCUUUUAUUGGAAGUUGUUAUUGUGGGUUGCGGGGA